AACACGAGAGAGCCUGGUGACCGAACAACCGAAAGGUGCCCCGUUAGGAAAAACGCCACCUACCGGCCAUAGGAAAUGUAGAGAGCGAGCUGAGCCGGGAGAUUGCUGCAGUCUGCUUGAAUCCUCUACGGCUCAUGAAGAAUCGAGCUGAGAACCUGUGCCGACGUCACGAGUUCAGCUUCGGUCAGCAGCAGAAGACGGAUGACGUCAUGUUCGGGCUCACCGAUAUGCGAACCGACCCGCUCGAACCGAGGAACUCUUGCUACAAGUGCAGUGCAGAGCGAACCAUCGAUGCCUUUACCGGCAAACUAACGAAAACGAGGCUGCAUCUUUCCGAGGAACAUCUUUGGCGGACCAUUGCUGCCAAAUAUCUGUCGCCAGAGAAAACCCAGAGGCACCACACGCAUACGGUACGGAAACAAAUGACGAGGCUGCGAAACGUAGUAAUCCUGCUACUCGUUGUACUGAACGUCGCCUACAUCACGCUCGUGCUCGGUUACGACAUGGACCAGACGUCACACAUCAUGUGGUAUUUCAAUGGCGACACAAAAGUGUCGCCGAUGUACGCGCUGUCUAGCACGAUUCAGGCGGUCCUUCUCAUCGUGCAGAUUGUGUCCAUGCUCAUAUACAGGCGGCAGGUUUUCGCUGCGUUGUGGAACCGUGUUGUAUCUAUCUCUGUGUUUCGAUGGAAAUUCUUUUGCCGGCAAUUGUCGCGUUCAAAGAUCUCCGAAUGCGACGUGGUAUGAAAAACAACAGGCGCGUGUGCGCAUGCGUACGUGACUGCAGAUGCGUUCCCAGAACGAGCCUAGCUGUGUGUGUGCGUGUACGGGUGCGUCUGUAUGCGUGUACUGGUGCGUAUUUGCGUG
Priapulus caudatus is the source of this 866-nucleotide messenger RNA. RefSeq lists its product as uncharacterized. The coding region runs from base 135 to 746 and encodes 203 amino acids. The record is from RefSeq and is a predicted model, not a curated record. NCBI's taxonomy places the organism in Eukaryota, Metazoa, Priapulida, Priapulimorpha, Priapulimorphida, Priapulidae. The transcript has 4 exons.